AUGGGGAAACGAAAGAACACCACGGGACCGUCUUCUUCGUCUAAACGACGUGCCACCACACCACCGCCGCUCCGUCGCUCCCGUCGACGUGCUACUCACUCUGCCUCGUCUUCCGCUCAACCCACCACCUCUGAUGACUCUGCACCCGAUCCCGUGGUGCCUAUAUCUGCCGUCGAUGCCUUUAAUUCUCGGUUCUUUCUCCGAGCGAAUCAAAUCCGAUGGCGUCUGGUAAGUCGACGACCUUUUGUCUCUGAACGUCCCUUAGGUCCGUCAUUUGAUGCUUUUGGUAUUCCUGAUCUACUCCGUAGUGCUGGUGUUCUUGCUACUGUGACUCGAUUUUCUCACUUCGAAAGUCAAUUAAUUCAUGAUUUUUAUGCAAACCUCACUAGUGGAGUCUCCGAUAGUCGCAGUUGUUUUUACGAACGGGUGUAUGUGUUUAAUCGAGUCUACGAGUUCAAUCCUACUCGUAUUGCCUCUCUUUUUGAUCUGUCAACAGUUGGAACUGUGGCUCCGACAGUUGAUGAUUCUGACUUGAUAUCCACCCUCACUGGAGGCAAGAUGCGCUCAUGGCCUCUCCAGACGACUGAUCUUACUAUGAAGUACCGGCUCUUAUUCGGCAUUGGAACUACAAAUUGGUUCCCCACUGCUCACCACGGUACUCUGAAUCGACGACGGGGACUUCUACUGUACUACAUUGGAAGUGGAAUCCCAUGUGAUCUUGCACAAUUCAUCUUUGAAGAAAUCGUGGCCGAAGCCGAUUCUAAGUCGACUGCCUACUCUCUUCCGUUUCCCUCGUUGAUCUACCGAUUACUGAUUGACCAAGGCUACGUCAAAAAUCGGAAGAACGCAGUUCCGUCUCUCCCACUUCCUCUCUCUGUCUCCUCGAAGAUAGUGGAUCCUCAUUCCGAUUCUCGCCGUGUGGCCCGUGUGGAUGACUUGCCAUGUCGUCCAUCUUCCUCUUCCGGUCGUCAAGCUGCUCCUUCUGCUCCCGCUCCCAUAAUUUCAGACGUUAUCUCUGUUCUUUCAGCAGAAUAUGAGGCCGCCAUCGCCAGAGCCGAUGAACUGAAGAAAAAAAUCGACUAUCUUCAAGCCCUUGCUCAGAAAGGGGGAGACACUUCAGGGGGAGUUCGCCACGAAGCAGCUCAUCAGGAGAUAUCUCGUUCAGGGGGAGUUGCUGCUGCUGCUGGAUCUGAUGAUCCAACUGUUGCUCCAACUGUUCCAACAGUUGGUGGUGCAACAGCUGAGGAAGAUACCGAUGAUGAAGAAGAGCUGUUCGUUGAUGCCGAGGACAUUCUAGAUUAA
Molecule: messenger RNA, 1302 nt
Organism: Erythranthe guttata (spotted monkey flower)
Lineage: Eukaryota; Viridiplantae; Streptophyta; Magnoliopsida; Lamiales; Phrymaceae
Source: RefSeq, a predicted model, not a curated record